Lindgomyces ingoldianus is the source of this 963-nucleotide messenger RNA. Its product is annotated as arsenate resistance ArsH. The transcript has 4 exons. Lineage: Eukaryota; Fungi; Ascomycota; Dothideomycetes; Pleosporales; Lindgomycetaceae. Gene Ontology annotation, molecular function: oxidoreductase activity. The coding region runs from base 1 to 963 and encodes 320 amino acids. The record is from RefSeq and is a predicted model, not a curated record.
AUGGGGGAUCUGAACAACACCAGUGCCAUGCGACAUACUGUCCAGUUUGGCCCAGAUCCAGCUUAUUCGUACCGUUCUUUUGCCAUCACUGAGCUAGAAGACGACGCUAAGAUCCGACGACUGUACCGGCCAUUCCUCUCCGACCCAGCAGUGGCCCAAAAUGACUGGGUAUCGAAGUUAGAGCUCAGCACUGCGCUUAAAAUGGUAGAACAGCAUCUGUCGGAUUCUAGUAAUGACAGGUUAAAAGUUCUCGUCCUUUAUGGCAGUUUAAGGAGGCGAUCGUACUCCCGACUACUAGCAUACGAAGCUUCCCGCAUCUUGUUCCGUCUAGGAUGCGACGUUCGAGUUUUCAAUCCGGAGGGCCUGCCUGUGAAAGACGAUGUACAGCACGAUCAUCCGAAGGUACAGGAACUACGCGAACUCAGCAAAUGGAGUGAUGGACAUGUAUGGGUGUGCCCAGAGCAGCACGGAAACCUGACCGCGGUAUUCAAAAACCAGAUUGACUGGGUCCCCCUCAGCACCGGCUCUGUUCGACCGACCCAAGGCCGCACUCUGGCGAUUGCACAAGUGUCUGGAGGUUCUCAGUCUUUCAAUACGGUUAACAGCCUCCGGGUCCUAGGUCGCUGGAUGCGCAUGUUCACGAUUCCGAACCAGAGUUCGAUACCGAAAGCGUAUACCCAGUUCACGGCUGACCAUGAGGAAGAAGGCGGCAGCAGACUUAUGCCGAGCGACAAUCGGAAUCGUUUGGUGGACUGCAUGGAGGAAUUUGUCAAGUAUAGCAUCGUUAUGAGGCCGCAUUUCCAUCUGUUUGGGGAUAGAUUUAGCGAGCGGAUUGAAAGGACUGCGAAGGAAGAGAAGAAACAAAAGGAAAAUGUUGAAAGCAAUGGAACCGUAGUCGAGAUACGGGCACCCGGGGCCGAUUCUGUUAGUGAUGGUGGAAAACUGGGCGUUGUAGCGGCGUAG